UGUCAAUUACGCCAUGGGUGGCAAAGUGAGGCGUCAUGUCAUGGCAAACAUGUGGACAAAAGUCCCUCGAAAUACCAAUAUGGAGAAUUUACAAGACAAUUACUUGUUUCCUGAGAUAUGCAUGCGGGAGAUGGGGCAUAUAAAGAAAUUUCCACAUGCAAAAUUAAUCAAGCUUGGAGUGGGCGAUACAACCCAACCAAUUCCGACGGCCAUUUCUUCUGUUAUGUCUGAGUAUGCCCAAGCUUUAUCUACAAUUGAAGGUUAUGAAGGCUACGGAGCAGAACAAGGGCAUUUGAAGUUGAGGAAGGCAAUUGCUGAAAAAUUUUACAGAAAUACGAGCAUUAGUGAAGAUGAAGUUUUCGUAUCAGACGGUGCACAAUGCGAUAUUUCUCGGCUACAGAUGCUACUGGGAUCUAAUAUAAGUAUAGCUGUACAAGAUCCUACAUUUCCGGCAUAUGUGGAUUCAAGUGUUAUAAUAGGGCAAGCUGGAAAAUUUGAAGAAGGAAAAGGAAAGUACAAUAAGAUAGAGUACAUGAGUUGUGGGCCUGAAAACAAUUUCUUUCCAGAUUUGAGGAACACUCCUCGAACCGAUGUCAUUUUCUUUUGCUCUCCGAAUAAUCCGACUGGAUUUGCUGCAUCUCGACAAGAAUUACAACAACUAGUGGAUUUUGCAAAGAAUAACGGUUCUAUCAUCAUCUAUGAUUCUGCCUAUGCUUCUUAUAUCUCUGAUCAUCACACUCCUCGAUCUAUUUUUGAAAUUCCUGGGGCCAACCAGGUUGCAAUAGAAGUAUCUUCAUUCUCAAAGCUGGCAGGAUUUACAGGAGUACGAUUGGGGUGGACAGUCGUUCCGAAACAGUUACGUUACUCCAACGGAUUUCCAGUAAUAAAGGACUAUAAUCGAAUUGUAUGCACUUGUUUUAAUGGUGCCUCCAACAUUGCUCAAGCCGGUGGACUAGCUUGCCUUUCACCCCUUGGCUAUAAGGCAUUACGGUCGAGCAUCAGUUAUUACAUGAAUAAUGCAAAAAUGUUGGUAGAUACAUUUACAGAAUUGAAUAUGAAAGUAUAUGGGGGUAGAAAUGCACCAUAUUUAUGGGUUCAUUUCCCCGGUGAAAAAUCAUGGGAUAUAUUUAAUGAGAUUCUAGUGAAAACCCAUAUAUUAACAGUUCCAGGCAGAGGAUUUGGUUACAAAGGUGAAGAAUUCUUAAGGAUUAGCGCCUUUGCUCCAACGGAAGUCAUAUUUGAAGCAUCAAUGCGCUUGAAAACACACUUUUCUCACCGUCGUCAUCCAUAUGUCCUCUAUUGAGUUAUAUACUACUCUUUUAUUCCUUGUUAUUUGUCCCUUCUAAUAAAUAAACAAUUUCAUAUUAUUUUCAAAUGGGACAAACCAUAACAGAUGGCUAAUGUACUAUAAUU
Messenger RNA from Amaranthus tricolor (Joseph's coat), 1413 nucleotides. RefSeq names its product aminotransferase ALD1, chloroplastic-like. The coding region runs from base 14 to 1303 and encodes 429 amino acids. Gene Ontology annotation, biological process: L-pipecolic acid biosynthetic process; systemic acquired resistance, salicylic acid mediated signaling pathway. The record is from RefSeq and is a predicted model, not a curated record. Gene Ontology annotation, molecular function: L-lysine:pyruvate alpha-transaminase activity; pyridoxal phosphate binding. Gene Ontology annotation, cellular component: chloroplast. The transcript has 9 exons. Lineage: Eukaryota; Viridiplantae; Streptophyta; Magnoliopsida; Caryophyllales; Amaranthaceae.